Phlebotomus argentipes is the source of this 922-nucleotide messenger RNA. RefSeq lists its product as uncharacterized. Bases 22 to 396 code for a protein of 124 amino acids. NCBI's taxonomy places the organism in Eukaryota, Metazoa, Arthropoda, Insecta, Diptera, Psychodidae. The record is from RefSeq and is a predicted model, not a curated record. The transcript is spliced from 2 exons.
GACAAUUUUCUCGCCGGUUAAAUGAGAAUCCGUCAAAUUCGAGGGGUUCCCAAGUGGCAAGUGAUGCUCACAAUCGCUGUUGGUGUUAUUGGAGGCACUUACAUUUACAGACCACUGAUAAUCAAGUAUCAUCAGCAAUCCCAAGCACCCGGAAGUCUUGGAGAGAAUUCCGCAGCCACAAGUAGUAACACACCACAAGUGAAAAUGGCUCCGAGAAAAGCGCCGGGAAUCUUUACGGGACUCUUUGGAAUCACCUGUGUCACAGUACUCAUAUGUAUGAGUUACAAAAUCUUCAUCCAGCCUUACACGCACACGAAGCGCCUGAGAGAAGCGGAAGAGUAUGCAGAGUAUAUCUACAGACGUGAACAGGCAGCCAAAAGUCAGUCUCAUGAGUAGUUUUCAAUCUUACAGAAUUGAAGAAAAUAGCGAAAAUAGCAAUUGGAUUAAUUAUUUUGCUUUUAAAUUUAGAUAAAAAGUGCAUUAGCAUUGUCUCAGAUCACAGAGGAAACUCUAAAUUGAGGAUAUUGCAUGAUCAUUAAUGAGAGGAUGCAUUUAUCGAUUUCUGGAUGAUUGCCAAGUACAAAACGAUCAAUCAGAAGGGAUCAUUUGUAAAUCAUUCUCAAAUUAUGAUCGUAAUUUUUUGCGCCACAUUUUCGACUAUUUGUUUGUUCAAAUAUGGGGAGAGAAUAGCUCAACAAAGAAAGAUUAAUUGUCUGAGAGCAGAUAUAAUUGUCGAGAAACUGUGAGAUGCAAACGAGAGAAGGCGCACCGACGAAAAAUUCAAUUUGGCGAAUCUUCAAGUGAGCCAACGAGCUCAACACAGAUUUAAUUCUCAUCAGUUGAUCGUCUCAAUUCCACCGCGACGGUUCUCAUAGAGACUGUAAAAUCCCGGGAAGAUCUUUUAUAUUCAGUGCGUCCUAAU